Molecule: messenger RNA, 228 nt
Organism: Colletotrichum higginsianum IMI 349063
Lineage: Eukaryota; Fungi; Ascomycota; Sordariomycetes; Glomerellales; Glomerellaceae
Exons: 1
Coding region: 1-228 (75 amino acids)
Source: RefSeq, a predicted model, not a curated record
AUGGCGGACAAACGAAAGACGAUCCGAUACGAGUUGCCCGCGGAUGAUGCAAGCUAUUAUCAUCUGGCACCUUCGUCACCAAACACCAUCCGAAGGGCAGCCAGCACCGGCGACCUGACCGGCCAAACCCUCCAACACGAGCAGCUGAGCUCCGCCGGAAAUGACAGCCCAUCGCCGCCUCUCAGCGAACUAUGGGGUGAUGAUACAAAGAUUCUAGGUAACGUUUGA